AUGGGCAAUGAACAAUCCGCCGAAACCCCUCGCGGGCAUCGGAAACUAUCCAAGCCACCUCACUGCAACCAGACAACAGAAGCUGGUCUGCCAUACGCUGUUACUGCCGUGACACCCCAUUGUGAGCACUUCUCCAACUCGUAUCUUGUUGGAUCGCUGUUGCCUACUCCCAAUAAGGCUUCAUCCACGAGGAGGGUGGCGCCUGGGCUCGGUAUAGCCAUCCCUGCCAGUGACGGUGUUAGUCCUGUGCCAACUCCUACUUGUAGAGAAUCCCGACGUGAUUCAAUGCGACGAAGAUCCUCGGUCCAGUCAGAGCAAUCUCCUAGGUUGCCAAACUUCGUCAACAGCUCCAGGGUGAGCUCUAUGGCCCAGGAUAGUGGCUAUCGCACACUCGCCCGCGCUGAUAGCAUGCCCGUUGCAGUACCGCGUGGCUCUAGUGGCUACAAUACGAGAGCUGCCGAGCCCAAAUCGCUUCUUGGUGUCAAAGAGAAGCUCCCUAGCGAGCCUAUCAUCUCCAAAUUUAAGAUCCAUUCUGACGAGGCCGGCCAGGAUGUAACAGAUGACAAUAACAACGCCUAUCAUUCUGCAGGCUCGUCCAUCAGCAGAACAAACUCAGACGUUUCUCUCUACAUGCCAAUGCGCCGCCGCUCCGUCGUUCAAACCCCAGGCGUAGCAACCAGAGCCCACCAUUCCAAUCCUCCGGUCUCAGCCAAGUCGAGCUUCCGCAAGAGUCUCCCACCAACCCCAAGUCAAUCUCGGCGCAAUUCAAUCGAGUCUGGCAUGGCAAGACGUAUGUCGAUGCCUACCACAAUCCCAUCCCAGACGCACUCUUCAGGCCGAGCCGUUACGCCAGUCGAAGCCGACUACAAGCAGCUAGGUGGGAUGAAAUUUGGAUCUCUGCGUAUUACCAAUGGAGCACCGGUGACCUCCCCAGUUCCGGAUAAUGACGUCAAACAACAAAGGGCAUCUGAGUCGGCACUAGCAAUCCCUUGUGCGGAUUACUUUGAUGAGCAAGCCAUCAAUCCUGCCAAUUUGGUGAAGGAAGGAUUGAACACGGCAGAGACAAGGUCAAUGACAACUGGAAAAGUCAUCACUCAAGUUCCAAGCUCUGUUGCCGAGCAUUCGAGCAACACAGACAAAUCUAGAACAGGUCAUGGCCAAAUGUCUGAGAACGGGAAUGCUGUCUCAUUUCCCGUUGCUGAGGUUCUUCAUCUAAGGGAAGACACAAAUUCAAAGCCAGACCCAAAGAAAAUGCACUUGGACCUCGAAAAUAAAAAGCUUAAAGGGUUGACAAGGUCUGACAGUGGCUUCAUCCCGAGUCCCUCAUCUGAGAAAACGCAGAGGACCGCGGACCGCAAUGACAGUGGCUACAGUUCCAAUGUCUCUCUCCGAUCAUUACCUAGCUUGAGAUCCGGCGUCACGGAAAAGAGCACUAUGGCUACGGAAAGGCUUGAUAUGGACGUCUCGGAGAUGAGCUCGCCGUCGGAUUCAAACUCGACGCGCACUUCUUCUUUGGUCCCUUCGCAGACGCGUAACCGGUUACCCAUCCACCUCGAGGUUCCUCUGCCAUUAACAGAUGAUGACGCUUCAACUUACCUAACAAGUCCGUCAAGCCCGACUAGCAGGCCAUUCUCUCCAUUUGCUAUCGGCAGCCGGAUGCGCCUCUCGUCACUGAAGUCGACCCGGAGUUUCGAACCACGAGUAUCGAGCACCGUGACAGCACCAAUCAUCCUGUCAAAGGGCGAUAACGAUCAACUGCCUGCUAUAACCCCCGAUAUCACCCGGGGAGGUAGUAAGAUCUCACGCUUCCUCAACGGUUCCCGUAAGAAGGGGUCGUCAAAGAAGGUGGAGGACGUCUCUGUGGUUGAACAGAGUGUUCCGAAUAAUACCCUGGGUCUUAAGUCCAGAUCGCGGCCUAGAUCUAGACGAUCAACGCUUCGAAAUGAGCCGAGCAAAGAUACUCUACACACUAUCUUGAGUGUGGAGAGCCAGACGGUUAAUAUUACACCAGAACAUGAAGAAGAGGAUACAACCAAGAGUGUCGAAAAACUCGCAGUCAAGAAGCCGUCACGGCGGCAAUCUUGGCGCCGGUCCAUCGCUCAGAUGUUUGGUUCCCGAAGUGCAGAUGUCAGCCCUACAAUAAGCUCCUUGCCUGACUCAACCCCGAGACGUCCUUCAACCGCCAUGGAGUUAUCGUCUCAAAAUUCUGAGCCUGUCUCUGGAACUCGAGCUGCAAGCUCGCGAUCCUCUCGCCCGGCGCCCAGGAAAACUGCCAGUAGCUCUGGCAGCUUGGCCUCGCCGACUCGAAAGACCAAUACCAUGCCUGGCAUGCAAGAGCGACGAGAUAAGCCCGAGUUGGCUCAUCUUCGUACCAAUAGCUCAGCACCAAACCUGUCAGCGAGUCGUCGAAUGUCGCUUAACACACCUCAGACUGAGACUCAACAAGGCUCACGAACAAGAGCCUCACCACCUGUUAGUAUGCAAAACAGAAAUGCCAAAUCUUCUCGAGGUAAGCGGCAAGGGCACAGCCGUUCCAUGACCCCUUCUUUCCCCAUCAACUCUCGACCUACCGGCAGGCGACUUUCCCUCCCCCAAGACUAUGGCCGAACGACAUCCCAGAGUCGCCAUGUCUCGCACAACCGUACAGAGUCACGCAACUCGAACCGAGGCAUGGCUAUGAGCCCCGGGAGCAACACGGGUCCCCAAUCGGAAAUUCCUGUUCAGCAACCCAGAGUCUUGUCAUACUCGAGCAACGGUACACAACAAACCGGGCCGGCUAUCUCGCAGUCGAGCCAUAAUCGUCGGGUAUCGGCACCAGCACAGCUGCGUCCGGGGCCCGGUAUGCCAUGCUCGAGAAGCAGCACUACAUUGAUGCAGAUGCAGCAACAAAUGGAGAUGCAGCAGAAACAGCAACAACAGCAGCAACAUAUCCGUUCCCAAUCAUCUCUUCAGGCUUGGGCGCCAAUGGAUAUGUACACUCUCAACCAGCAAUUGCAGCAGAACUAUAUGAUGCAGAACCAGGCGCUGGUAUAUGGAGCGUCAAACAUGGUUCAGCAGUACCCGAACAUCUAUGUCACUGGCCCCGUCCCCAAUCAGCCGACUCACGGCAGGCAAAGCUCACAGGGUGGUGGAAUGUAUGCCCAAGACCCUCCAUUCCGGGUCCUGCACAGCUAUAACUCGCCAGCGUAUCGACACGCUCCUAUCUGGAGCCAAUAG
Fusarium venenatum is the source of this 3216-nucleotide messenger RNA. RefSeq lists its product as uncharacterized. The record is from RefSeq and is a predicted model, not a curated record. Lineage: Eukaryota; Fungi; Ascomycota; Sordariomycetes; Hypocreales; Nectriaceae.